GUUGGGAAUUUUCCUAGCAUUAUAUAUUCUCUCGCUCUUUCACUAUAUUUGUCUAAAAAUAUUUCACUUUUAAUUUCUUGAAUUCCCCAAUCAAUUCCAUUUUUUUCUCUUCUAACACAUAUAUAUAUAUAUGAUAUGAAGAGAACCAAAUCGUUUCUACCGUCCCCGCUGUAUGGAAAUGUGAUCACUGUUCUUAGCAUCGACGGUGGUGGAGUAAGAGGAAUUAUUCCGGCGACUAUCCUUGCCUUCUUAGAAUCUGAGCUUCAGAAAGUGGAGGAUGACAAGAAUGCUAGAAUUGCAGACUAUUUUGAUGUAAUUGCGGGAACAAGCACAGGUGGACUCAUUACUGCCAUGAUUACAGCCCCAGACCGAAACAAAAGGCCAUUAUUUGCUGCCAAAGACAUCGUCGACUUCUACCUCCAACACUGUCCUCUUAUCUUUCCUCAACGGCAUAAGCAUACAGGUCAUCUUAUUAGUAAGGUUAAGUCUCUGACUGGACCAAAAUACGACGGGAAGUAUUUGCAUAAUCUGCUGAGAGAAAAAUUUGGUGAUGUGAGGUUGAACCAAACGCUUGCUAAUGUCAUAAUUCCAACAUUUGACAUCAACCGUCUCCAACCUACUGUCUUCUCUACCUAUGAGGGAAAAAGGAACUCCAGCCUAAAUGCUUUGUUGUCAGAUGUAUGUAUUGGAACCUCAGCUGCUCCAACCUAUCUCCCACCUCAUUCUUUUGAAACCAAAGCCUCCAAUGGUCAAGUUAAAGAAUUCCAUCUCAUUGAUGGUGGUGUUGUGGCCAAUAAUCCGAAAUUCAUUACUCCACAAACAAAUUUACAGCCUAAAAGCACCUUUUUCAAAUAAGGCCGGUAUGCAAUCUAUACAAGAAAGUAUUAGUAACUAAUUACAAUAAGUCAAACCAUGCCAUAUCUCCUUGAGCUACAUGCCUAGGCAUAACACAAGUUAUUCUAGUUUUGAUUUGCCAUUUUGCUUCCUGGACUAACAGCUUAGGAGACACAAUGCUUGAUUGCCAAAGUUUGUUAUUCCUAGCCUGCCAUAAAUGAUAAACCAGAGCUGCAACAGAGGCAGCUAAAACAUUCUUCUGAAACUUGCUCUUCUUGGACCUUUCUAUCCAUCUAAGCAGGCCUUGUAAUGAUUCUGUGUGAGCUCUCCAUCCAAGCCAUUUUUUCAACUGUUGUAAGCAGUCCUGAGAGAAAGAGCAAUCAAAAAACAGAUGUUCAACUGUUUCAUCUGCUCCAUUGCAGAGGAUACAAGUUGAAUCUUCAGUUAUGUUGAAUCUAUGAAGCCUCUCUCUUGUUUUUAGCCUAUUUUGAAUUGCAAUCCAGAGCACAAAGCUGUGCUUUGGGAUAUUAAGCCUGCACCAGACCUCUUUACUCCAGUGGAAUCUCUCCUGUACCUGAUUAAGCAACUUGUAGCCAGAGGAAAUUUGAUAGGUAUCUAAUGUAAAUUGCACAGGAUUUAUUAGAUGUUUAACUUCAUCUUUAAUGUUCACCAUUUUCCUCCAGUACCAGCUGCUUUGAGAUGGGGCAUUGUAACCCCACAACUCCUCAUGUUUUAUAUACACAUUAUGCACCCACUUAACCCAUAGGUUAUCUUUCUUUGUUGCAAUUGACCAGACAUUUUUAAUCAAAGCAACUCAGUUCCAAUCUGAAAUGUUCAUAAGGCCAAUUCCUCCAGCCUUCUUAGGCUUACAUAGCUUCUCACAGGCCACACUUCCUGACCCAACCAUAUUGCUCUGCCCCUGCCAGAGAAAGCUUCUACAAAUGCUUUCAAUUUCAGAUACAAGCUUCUUGGGUAGAAUCAUGAUUUGACUCCAGUAGGCAUGAAUAGUCAGAAGCACAGAAUUAAUCAAUAUUGUUCUACCUGCAAAGGAUAAGUUCUUGGAACUCCAGGUCUUGAUUCGAGCUGUCAUCUUCUCAACCAAGAUUUUGCAUUCAGCAGCUGAGAUUCUCUUGGCACAGAUGGGAAUGCCAAGACACUUAAAAGGGAUGUCAUUUCUACUGAAACCUGAUACAUCAAGAACUCUUCUAAUCUCCUCUUCACUCAUUCCACUGCAGUAAAUAGCUGUUUUUUUUAUGUUUGGUUUCAAACCAGAGGUGUUUGAGAACAACUUUAACCCCUGCAGCAUUAAAUAUAUGCUCUUAAAGUCACCUUUGCAGAACAGCAACACAUCAUCAGCAAAGCUUAGAUGAUUAAGUUUUAAAUCACUGCACCUUUCAUGAAACUGAAAAUAUUUCUUCUCCCCAACUUUCUGCAUAAUUCUACUCAAGUAUUCCAUCCCAAGAACAAAGAGUAAGGAAGACAUUGGCUCCCCUUGUCUCAAGCCUCUCUUUGCUGCAAAGAAUCCAUGCAUAGAUCUAUUAAACAUUAGAGAGUACCUAGGUGUG
Messenger RNA from Humulus lupulus (European hop), 2399 nucleotides. RefSeq names its product patatin-like protein 2. Gene Ontology annotation, molecular function: monoacylglycerol lipase activity; glycerophospholipase activity. NCBI's taxonomy places the organism in Eukaryota, Viridiplantae, Streptophyta, Magnoliopsida, Rosales, Cannabaceae. Gene Ontology annotation, biological process: lipid metabolic process. Bases 136 to 855 code for a protein of 239 amino acids. The transcript has 5 exons. The record is from RefSeq and is a predicted model, not a curated record.